AUGGAGAGGGAGUCUGAGGGCGGCGGCGAGAGCUGCGUCAGCCAUGGUUCAUCGGUCAAGAGGCGAGAGAUGGAGCCCUUGAGGUCCAAUUCCUACCGUGUUCUCGUCAGAACUGAUCCCAGCGACUCCAGCUUAGUGAGUUCUUCCCCCCUUAUCUUCUCUCCUCUCUACUUUUAAAAGUAUUUGUAAAUAUUUGGAUCUAAAGCUUGUUUCUUGGUGGUUUAGAUCGUUAAAGACGGGUACCAGUGGAGGAAGUACGGGCAGAAGGUCACCAAGGAUAAUCCUUCUCCUCGGGCAUACUUCCGGUGCGCUAGAUCCCCCGAUUGCCCCGUCAAGAAGAAGGUGAUCAGAGAUCCUUUGUAUUUUUUAUGCGAUCUAAUCUGGAAGCCCUUUAUCUCGUUGAAACAAUACUACCGCAGAAGAAAAGUAUGUUACAGGUACCCAUUAUCGAUCGAUUUCAGGGAUGAUGAUGAUCUGAUUAUUUAGAUAAACUCAUUUCUCGGUUCGUUGCAUGGAAAAUAAAUUAUUCGUAUUACGUUGUAGGUGCAACGAUGCGCAGAAGAUAAGACGAUGCUCGUGGCGACCUACGAAGGCGAGCACAACCACAAGCCCCCCGGUGGCGCCGACAGAACCAGCCCGCCGGCGAGCGGAUGCGCCGCCAUCUCCCUCGCCGACGAGCCGGCGACGAGCGUCCCCGUGAACGUCGAUCUCACCCUCUCGGGAACCUCCCCGGAGGGAAAGAGACCUCAUCGGAGCUUCCCCGAGAUGACCCUCCCGAGGAAGGAGAAGAAGAACACACACGACGAUGGCGGCGGGGAUUGGCCAGCCGGCGGCGCCUGCAGGAGCUUGGAGGACUACAUGUCGUCUCUGAUGAGAGACCCCAGCUUCACGUCAGCCCUAGCCGGCGCCUUGGCCCGCUCCUUCCUCCUCCCUCCUCGCCACACCAGUGGUUGA
This is a messenger RNA of Spirodela intermedia, 954 nucleotides long. Lineage: Eukaryota; Viridiplantae; Streptophyta; Magnoliopsida; Alismatales; Araceae. The record is from the annotation of a GenBank genome assembly.